AGGGAGCACGGCUACAUUACCAACACACACAUACACACACUGGUUACAUUACACUGUGGAAGCGCAGCAAGAGCAGUGGGAAGUCGGUCCUCAGCGUUUUCCACUCUAUCUUCAUUUUUUUGAUUGUUUUAUGACUUUUGCUUUUAUCUCUCCUCAUCCGACCGGCUUUGAGGAUGUAUUUUUAAGCAUCACGGUGGCUUAUUGUGUCGCUUGUUUAGUGUUAAAACUGCGUAUUCCUUCAGUUAUCCAUCAGUUACCUUUUCACCCCCAGACGGUGUUUUGGUUUUAUAAGCUUACUUUUUCUUCUUCCACUUUGAAGGACGCGUGUGUUCUUAACUGGACCACCGAGGAAAUAUUUUUCUGACUUUUAUAAAUGCACUUUUUCCACGUUGGGGCAUUUUUAUAGGACCACGGAAUUUUGAGUUGACCUAAACAGACUGGUGAUGAGAUUUUAACUCGUGGUUCGUCUCCCUUUUUAUUUUUUCCUCAUGACAGUACGGCGUGCACCGGACUCUCAUUUUGACCCCGUACAUCUCCGUUUUUUGUGGUUCUGAGAUUAUUUUUUUAUGUCUUUUCUUUUUUUUUAGUUGAAGAGUAACGCUGAAGAAGGACGCUGACAGCAGCCACUCUCCUCCUGUUGCUUCACUGUGAAAACAGACCGGCAGCGUGUUUGCACGCCGCUUCCUCACCGAGUGACUCACGGCCGAGGCUUCGGUGGCGAAGAAGGGCACGUUUUCCCCAUUCGGUUUCGGUGGGGAGGGAGGGGGGGAUUUCAAGUGGGAGUUAACCUUCCCGUAGUUUCGGACAGUGGUGGCGCGUGUGUUGUCUUCAGUUAUAGCGGUGAAACGAACGCCCGAAUCAUUAAAAAAUGCCACAGUUAUCGGGCGGCGGUGGAGACCCAGAGCUCUGCGCCACAGAUGAAAUGAUCCCGUUCAAAGACGAAGGAGACCCGCAGAAGGAGCAGAUCUUCGCCGAGCUGAGCCACUCAGAAGAAGAGGGAGACUUAGCAGACAUCAAGUCAUCUCUGGUCAAUGAGUCGGAGAGUAGCCCAAACAGCAACAACCACGAAGCAGCUAGACAGUCCCAAAUACCACAAGAUUCAUAUCAUGAAAAACACAGAGACCAUACAGAAGAUGGAAAACAUCCAGACAUGUACAGUAAAGGCCACCCGUAUACGGGGUACCCAGGUUACAUCAUGAUGAGCAACAUGAACACUGACUCAUACAUGAACAAUGGCUCCCUCUCGCCGCCCAUGGCCAGAACGUCCAACAAAGUUCCCGUGGUGCAGCCGUCCCAUGCAGUCCACCCACUCACCCCUCUGAUCACAUACAGCGAUGAACACUUUGCUCCAGGCUCUCAUUCUGGCCAUCACCCCCAGGAUGCCAACAACAAACAAGGAAUGCCCAGACAUCAUCCAGGACCAGACAUAUCCAAUUUCUACUCUCUGUCUCCUGGAGGAGUGGGACAGAUCACACCACCACUGGGAUGGUUCUCUCACCACAUGGUGCCCGGCCCCCCUGGUCCCCACGCCACAGGGAUCCCCCACCCAGCCAUCGUCAACCCACAGAUUAAACAUGAGCCUCAACACGAAACUGACAUCAUGCACAUGAAACCCCAGCAUGAACAGAGAAAGGAGCAUGAGCCCAAGAAGCCACACAUCAAGAAGCCGCUAAACGCCUUCAUGCUGUACAUGAAAGAGAUGCGUGCGAAUGUGGUCGCCGAAUGCACCCUGAAGGAGAGUGCUGCCAUCAAUCAGAUCCUGGGACGAAGGUGGCAUGCUUUAUCUCGGGAAGAGCAAGCUAAGUAUUAUGAGUUAGCCCGCAAGGAACGGCAGCUCCACAUGCAGCUCUACCCAGGCUGGUCCGCUCGAGACAAUUAUGGAAAGAAGAAGAAGCGGAAGAGGGAGAAGAUGCAGGAAUCAACCUCAGGUACAGGCCAGAGAAUGAAAACGGCGUACAUCUGAGAAUAUGGAGGAAAACGGAACAGUUUCUCCACAUGCAAAGCAAAGGCAGCAGCUACGGGCCCUCUGCUUGAGAUGGAGGCCUGUUAGAUUCCAUGAAGACCCUUAAAAUCUCCAAACUGAAGCCUCCUGUUCUCAGCGGACCCUCCCCACCCCAGCCAACUUCCCACUUACCCCGUCUAACCGUUACUCCCUUGUCCUCCAAACAAUCAUACCUUACCACCAUCACAAAAAAAACACUUCCCUGUUUGACCCAGCUCCUUCCCCCAAAAAGGCACCUACUGUAAAGACACUGAACUGAACAAGACAAUCAUGAUUACUAGGAGCACCCUCACGCGACCUCGCCUAUCUCCACCCAGAAAACAUCAGUUCCAACAUCUGUGUUUCGUCAGUUUCCUUAAAAUAUCAGCUUUACUGCAAUCCCAGGCACUGCACUGAAAAACAGCAGCAAUUGUGAUGUGUGCACAGACUUCUUCCCUGCACUGCCCAAACACUCCCGACACCUGUCACUAAGUUAUUCUAAGUUAUUUGUCACCUGUUCCUUUUGUAUAGUCCACUAGGCUCAAAUUCACUCCCUCAACACUCCCCUACCCCUCCCCCCACCCCCUUUCUCUAUCUCUCACUGGAUUUUUAAGACCAUCUGGGGUUUCACCCGACCGACCAAACACCUCUUUUUUAGACUGCACUAAGGAAGAUGGAGGGAUCUCAUCUUGUCAAAGAAACGUCCUCAAGAUGCCAUUUUAAUUUGCUGUUGACCAAGUUGGUGCAAAAAAGUAUCAACGUUUUGAUUUGUGUUUAAUUUUAGACUGAAUUUUGUUUGAUUUCUUUUUUCUUUUUUUAAAUCUUGAACCCUUGUUUCAACUUCUUGGUGUAUAUUUUAGUGAUAUUUUGUUUUUCUUUUUUUAUAUAGUGGUAUAUAUGAAAAUAAGCUUUGGACACAGGAAAGCCAUUUUUCUUGUUGAAGCGUCUUGCAGAAAAUUGAAACUUAAGGCUUCUUUUGAUAACUAUUUGUAACAAAUAGUGACCUCGAGUCUUGCUCAGAUGUAAAAUAAUGCUCAGUAUGUGUACUUUUUAAAAAAAAAAAAAAAAAAAAAACUGUCAGGAUUUGUCAAUUUUCUUGGUAUUUUUGCAGGCUACAUUAGGACAAGGGCGAGAGUGACAGCUCAGAGGCCUAUAUUUUAUUGUUCUGAAACAUGACAAAUGAAGCAGAUAUAUAUAUUUACCCCAGCACUUGACAGUUUUUCUUUUCUUGCAAUGGACCUUUGUCUUUUCUCUCUGGUAGCUAAUAGUGUGGUCUUUAGCCAUGUUGUUUAUUCCAUGCAAACAUCUCUGUAACAUUUUGAUUUAAUGCUCUAUUUUAGUAUUACUUGAUGAAUUCCUUUUUUUUUAUUAUUAUUAUUAUCAUCAUAUUUUGGGUCACUGUCAUCUUGGUAUAGCAUUUUGCUUCCCAAGUGGUCAUAUUUGAAUUGUUUCAAUAUGUUUUUGUUUUUUUAAAGAAAAAUAAAAAGGCACCAUUGGCUCAUUUGAUUGCUUGUGUGGUGGAAAGACCAGAGCUAGAUGUGCCACAUGUAAAA
Molecule: messenger RNA, 3534 nt
Organism: Melanotaenia boesemani (Boeseman's rainbowfish)
Lineage: Eukaryota; Metazoa; Chordata; Actinopteri; Atheriniformes; Melanotaeniidae
Gene: lef1
Product: lymphoid enhancer-binding factor 1
Exons: 11
Coding region: 869-1963 (364 amino acids)
Biological process (GO): canonical Wnt signaling pathway; regulation of transcription by RNA polymerase II
Cellular component (GO): beta-catenin-TCF complex
Molecular function (GO): DNA-binding transcription factor activity, RNA polymerase II-specific; RNA polymerase II cis-regulatory region sequence-specific DNA binding
Source: RefSeq, a predicted model, not a curated record